AUGAGCCAUCCUAUCAAAGAUUUGAGUUAUGCGAUGGACCAGUGGCUUGCUGGUCAAACCACUCCUCCCGGCCCUCCUUGGUCCCCCAUCACUCCGCCGAUGGCCCCACUGGAUCCUGUCGCUGUUGACGGCGACAGCCUCCUCCCUCCUCCUCUUGUGGCGAUCCCAGCCCCUCCUCUCUCAGCAGUUACGGCUGCCCAAAUCUACCAGCCGCAGCCUACACCUGUGCCGAUAUCAGAGAGCGAGAACCCCGAUGCGAUUGCUCUUCGCUCUGCUCUGUCGAUUCUCCAGAUGCAGAAGCAGCAAGCCCUCCGUGACAUCCAACGCCUAGAUCGCCUGAAGGAGGCCGCCUCUGUGGACCCAGAAGGGUUCGCACGCGAACUGGCCGCUGGACACCUCACCGCUGAGUCGAACAGCGGAUCAGUGAUUCAGUUCACCGACGAGGGGGAAAAAGGUUUCGGGCGCAUCCCCCCGCCCCAAAAUGUGAUUCGCAUGCCGCCCAUCAACUGGGCCAAGUAUCAGAUUGUCGGCGAGUCCCUGGACCGACUUCAUGACGAACAGCUCCGUCGCCCGAGCUCGGGAGAGCCAUACACCUCGGAUGUGCUUUUGGCGGCCCCUGUUCGUUUAGACGGGGUCAAGACAACUUGA
This is a messenger RNA of Penicillium taxi, 648 nucleotides long. RefSeq lists its product as uncharacterized. Lineage: Eukaryota; Fungi; Ascomycota; Eurotiomycetes; Eurotiales; Aspergillaceae. The record is from RefSeq and is a predicted model, not a curated record. The transcript has a single exon. The coding region runs from base 1 to 648 and encodes 215 amino acids.